Leptopilina boulardi is the source of this 2485-nucleotide messenger RNA. It is a transcript of the gene Vps51, whose product is annotated as vacuolar protein sorting-associated protein 51 homolog. The transcript is spliced from 10 exons. Gene Ontology annotation, biological process: endocytic recycling; lysosomal transport; retrograde transport, endosome to Golgi. Bases 88 to 2301 code for a protein of 737 amino acids. The record is from RefSeq and is a predicted model, not a curated record. NCBI's taxonomy places the organism in Eukaryota, Metazoa, Arthropoda, Insecta, Hymenoptera, Figitidae. Gene Ontology annotation, cellular component: GARP complex; EARP complex; membrane.
ACAAAGUGAAGUGACAGAAGUGGGACUGUGGGAAGUGUAUCGUAAAUAUCUGUCAAAAAAAUUAGUUUUGUAAACAAAAAAUUCACAAUGACAGAUAAUAUAAAUAAUACGUUCGAUUUAAAUGGACAGAAUUUUAAUCAUGAUAUGUAUUUGCAGAAAUUAUUAAAGGAUUGUUCACUUAAACAAAUAAUGGACCAUGAGGCAGAAAUAAUAAAAAAUACACAAAUUUUACAUUCAGAUAUGCAAACAUUGGUAUAUGAAAAUUAUAAUAAAUUUAUAUCAGCCACGGAUACAAUUCGAAAGAUGAAGAGUGAUUUUAAUCAAAUGGAAGAAAGUAUGGAUUUAUUAGCUAAAAAUAUGGAAAGUAUCACUUCAUUUUCAGAGCAAAUAUCAUCAACAUUACAUGGAACACGUCAACAAAUUUCUCGAUUAUCGUCCGUUCAUGCUUUAUUGAAAAAAUUACAAUUUCUUUUUAAAUUGCCCAGUAAUCUCAAAGAUAAAAUGAAUGCUGGAAAUUAUAAUCAGGCAGUACAGGAUUAUAUGCAUGCACAACGUGUUUUAAAUCAAUAUGGAAAUAUGCCAUCAUUUCAAGGAAUUCAAACAGAUUGCGAAGAAAUAGUUGAGGAAUUAAAAUCAAAAUUACGUACGCAAUUUCAUAAAAAAGAUGCAUCAACAAAAUUAUUAACUGAAUGUGUUGAUCUUCUUCUACAAUUAAAUGAACCAGCUGAUUCUUUGUGUGCUGAAUUUUUAAAAUAUGCCGAAAUAAGAUUAACGGGUCAAUUGGAAUUGCUUAGUGAUAUGUGUGAAAAUGAUAUUAUUGAAUUUGUCGAUAUGGGAAGUUCAGGAUUUCUCAGCGAUUUAUGUUUAAUUGUUGCAUCUUAUAAUGAUAUGUUUAUAAAUAGACAGCCACUUGAUGACAAUGAAUUUAGUGAUGAUUUUGAUACAAAAGCUGUUUCACGUUUAAAUACAUUUAUUAUGAAUAAUAUGAAAAAUUAUUUUGAAUUAAUUGGAAAACGUGUUGAGGAUGUAACAGACACGGCAAUAUUAGUGAGAGCACUCGAUAGAUUUCAUAGACGAUUACAAGCAAUGAAUUCACUUUGCAGUGAAACUGAUUUUGCUAGAUCGAGUGUCGAUAUUGUUAUUAACGCUGGAAGAAGACAGUGUCGUAAUCAUUUACAUUCAUUGAAGCAACAUUUAAAUGAAGCUUUAGUCAAGGUGAGACAAAUUCUUGCAACAAAAACAAUUCAAGAAGGAGAUGGUGGAUUAGCUGAACUUCAAGCUACACUCGUGAUGCCAAUUAUUGAAAAAGUCAAAGGCGUACUUCAAGAUCUCUUGGUAUUUCUACAAUCAGAUUUGUCAUUUAGUUUAAAGCCACAAUUUCUUCAAAGCUUUUGUGUAGACGAAGUGAGAGAAAGUUUAGUUGUUGGAUUUUUACAUCAUUUAACAGCGACGGCAAGUGGAUUUUGUACUGGAUCUGACAUUCCUAAAUUCCCUCCAACAUUAUUGUUACUAUUGAGCAAAAUGUGCUUGGAAUUUAAAGACAACAGCGUUAAUUAUUUGCUUGCUGCUGCUGAUGAAAUGUUCAGUGUUGAAGAAUACUCUGGCACUGGUAAUAUUAUAACUCCAGAGAGUGAAAUUUGUGAAAAUUUCCAAAAUGCUGCUCAAACAUUAUUGAAUCAUUAUGUUCGUCUUCAAGGCUUAGCCGUUUCACAAAUGUUGAGAAAAUCUAUUGAAACUAGAGAUUGGUUACAUACACUUGAACCACGUAAUGUGAGGGCCGUUAUGAAACGAAUUGUUGAGGAUAUUACGGCAAUUGAAUCUCAAGUUACUGCCCUCUAUGAAGAUUCAGAUGUUCAAAUGGACAGAAGUAGCGAUAGCAGUAGAAAAGCUCACAGUAGUAGUACCACUUCGAGACAUCAGUUUCGUUCAAAUUGGUCAUCAUUCACAUCGAGUCAUUUGGAUUCAUCGUUGAUGACGAAUAUUCACAAAUUAUUCUCAGAAAGGAUUGAAAUUUUCUCAUCUGUUCAAUUUAAUAAAGCUUCAAUUUUAACGGGAAUUAUCAAAAUUAGUUUGAAGACUUUCCUCGAAUGCGUCAGAUUACGAACUUUUAGUAAAUAUGGAUUACAACAAAUUCAAGUAGAUACACAUUAUCUGCAAUUAUAUUUAUGGAGAUUUGUUGCCGAUGAAAAUUUGGUGUACUUUUUGCUUGAUGAAAUUUUAGAAAGCGCCGCACACAGAUGCCUAGAAGCUGUCCUCAUGGAACCAAGUGUCGUUGAUAUAAUCUGCGAGAAAUUAAUUUAACUGUCCACUAGAAUUAAUAUUAUAUAUUACUAUUAAAUUUUCAAAUAUUUAUCCCUAUAAAACAAUUUUUUUUAAAUGAUUGUACAUUUAAAAAUAUUGUAAAUAGAAAUUUAUAUUUAAAACAAUUAUAUUUAUAAAAUUACGUUAAAUAAAUAAGAAAUGCAAUUUUAAAGAAAAAAAGAUA